CCGGAAGUCCCUUUUUACAGCUGCAGGAAUAAAGCAGAAUGCUUCUAAGUCCCCUGAGGUGGCUCCUUAUGUACACUGAUCUCUGGGAGUAAGUUUCUUGGGAUACAACAAAUCUUAGUUUAAAACAGGAUCAAAUAAAUAUCCAACAUGUCUCAUCAGACAAUUCAUCUUUUUCGGAAGGGUCUCCGGCUACAUGACAAUCCCACUCUUCUAGCUGCAUUGAAAUCUUCUGAAACUGUAUAUCCAGUCUACAUACUGGACAGAAAAUUUUUGACACGUGCAAUGAAAAUUGGAACUAUGCGUUGGCAUUUUCUUCUUCAAUCUCUGGAAGAUCUCCAGGGAAACUUAAAGAAAUUGAACUCUUGUUUAUGGAUUAUUCAAGGAGAGUAUGAGGUUGUAUUGCGGGAGCAUGUUCAGAAGUGGAAUAUUACCCAAGUGACUUUGGAUGAUGAAACUGAACCUUUUUACAAGGAAAUGGAGAGGACUAUCCGAGCUGUGGGAAAAGAAAUGGGAUUUGAAGUAUUCUCCUUGGUGGGGCACACUUUGUAUGAUGUUCGACGAAUUGUGGAACUAAACAGAGGAACACCUCCUUUGACAUACAAGAGGUUUCUUCAUAUACUAACAGCACUUGGAGAUCCUGAGAUGCCUGUGCCAGACAUCACCAUAGAGAAUUCACAAAAAUUCAGCCCUCUCCCUGAAGCUGGCCUAGACGAAUUCUAUAAGGUGCCUCUCCCUGAGGACUUGGGACUUCCCAAAGAGUACCAGUCACCCUGGAGAGGUGGGGAAACAGUUGGGUUGCAGCGACUCGAAGAUCACCUGAAGAACCAGGGCUGGAUAGCAAAGUUUGCUAAGCCAAGAACUAUCCCAAAUUCUCUGCUUCCAAGUACUACAGGCCUGAGUCCCUAUUUCAGCUUGGGUUGUUUAUCAGCCCGGACUUUUUUUCAUAGACUGUCAAAAAUUUAUGCUCAGUCAAAGAACCAUUCGCUGCCACCAGUAUCUCUUCAAGGACAGCUGCUUUGGAGAGAAUUCUUUUAUACAGUAGCAUCAGCAACACCCAACUUUACAAAAAUGGUUGGAAAUCCCAUCUGCCUUCAGAUAGAAUGGUACAAGGAUACAGAGAAACUCCACAGGUGGAAAAUGGGACAAACUGGAUUUCCCUGGAUUGAUGCUAUUAUGACUCAGCUACGUCAGGAAGGUUGGAUUCACCAUCUUGCUCGUCAUGCAGUGGCCUGCUUCUUGACCCGUGGAGACCUCUGGAUCAGUUGGGAAGAGGGCAUGCAGGUGUUUGAAGAGCUGCUUCUGGAUGCAGAUUAUAGCAUUAAUGCAGGGAACUGGAUGUGGCUAUCUGCCAGUGCUUUCUUCCACCAGUACUCACGCAUUUUCUGUCCUGUUCGUUUUGGCAAGCGCACAGAUCCAGAAGGCCAAUAUAUCCGAAAAUACCUCCCAGUGCUGAAGAAUUUUCCUUCCAAAUACAUUUAUGAACCUUGGACAGCGCCAGAGGCAGCACAGAUUGAGGCAGGCUGCAUUAUAGGUAAAGAUUAUCCCCUUCCUAUGGUAAACCAUAAAGAAGUCAGCGACCAUAAUCUACAGAAGAUGAAACGAGUCAGAGAAGAACAGUAUAAAACAGCUCAGCUCACAAGAGAUGAUGUGGAUGAUCCAAUGGAAAUGACCCUGAAGCGUGAACAUUCUGAAGAGCAUCCACGAAAAGAAAAACUUGCCAGAAACAGUGAACAAGUAAAAACUGAAUGAUAGCCCAAUUCUAUUUAUAUUUACUUGGUAGUAAGUCCCACUUUAUCCAGUGGACACCGCACUCAGCACCUGUGUCAAGAAUCUCAGCCUGAUUCAUCCAGGGAGAACCAAUUUUUGUUAAACAGACAAUAGAAACUCCUGUCAAAGUCAAAAGUGGUGAUGGACUGAAUUGGGAAAUUAGUUUGCAAGGAAUUAUGCAAGGAAUUUUUAUUCUUGAACUUCUUCUGUAAACCAUGCUUUUUCUAAAGACCUACUUUUGACAUCAUUCAUAGAGUAACUUACUAUGCAGAUGAUUCAUGGAAUUUAUAGUAAAUAUUUAAUGUUUAGGUUUUUGUUCUUUUACAUGGAUGUACUGUAAAGGGAUGCAGGUGGCACAGUGGUUUAAAACCGCUGUGCUGCUGGGCUGGUUGCUUGAAAGGUCA
This is a messenger RNA of Varanus komodoensis (Komodo dragon), 2171 nucleotides long. Its product is annotated as cryptochrome-1-like. NCBI's taxonomy places the organism in Eukaryota, Metazoa, Chordata, Lepidosauria, Squamata, Varanidae. Gene Ontology annotation, molecular function: FAD binding; DNA binding. Gene Ontology annotation, cellular component: nucleus; cytoplasm. The coding region runs from base 148 to 1749 and encodes 533 amino acids. The transcript is spliced from 12 exons. The record is from RefSeq and is a predicted model, not a curated record. Gene Ontology annotation, biological process: circadian regulation of gene expression; entrainment of circadian clock by photoperiod.